AUGUCGAGGCAGGAUAAAGCAACAACCGAGCGAUUCACCAAGACCUUGAGAGAGCUCGUCAAGCAGCCCGAAAAUAAAGUAUGUGCCGACUGCAAGCGAAAUGAUCCCCGUUGGGCCUCCUGGAAUCUUGGCGUCUUCCUCUGUAUCCGAUGCUCAGGAAUUCAUCGCGGAAUGGGCACCCAUAUCAGCAAAGUCAAGUCCGUCGAUUUGGAUGUAUGGACGCCUGAACAGAUGGAGUCGAUUCAGAAAUGGGGCAAUCACCGUGCUAACUUAUACUGGGAAGCACACCUUAAGGCUGGACACAUACCACCUGAUCAGUAUGUUGAACAUACCCAUUUCUGCGCCUUACCCUUACCUGUGUUUGACCUCACCUCUUAG
Messenger RNA from Pleurotus ostreatus (oyster mushroom), 378 nucleotides. RefSeq lists its product as uncharacterized. The transcript has 4 exons. Gene Ontology annotation, biological process: intra-Golgi vesicle-mediated transport; endocytosis; endoplasmic reticulum to Golgi vesicle-mediated transport. Gene Ontology annotation, molecular function: GTPase activator activity. Lineage: Eukaryota; Fungi; Basidiomycota; Agaricomycetes; Agaricales; Pleurotaceae. Gene Ontology annotation, cellular component: Golgi apparatus. The coding region runs from base 1 to 378 and encodes 125 amino acids. The record is from RefSeq and is a predicted model, not a curated record.